AUUUGUGAAAAAUUACGACACCCCGGCCGCACUUUCCUUCUCUUUCUUCUUCAUAAUAAGGAUAGCUCAAUGCUCAUACGGAGUACAAAUAGUAGGCCUACAACGUUAUUACUGUACCGAGGAUAGUCCAUCAGGACGUUGAGUAACGUACAGUUGCCAAACCAGCAGAAGCUACCGACUAUAUUUUGUCGUGACGUGAGGCGGUAGGAAUAUUAUUACGUUGACUUGAUUGAGCUGAGUCCUCCCCAUGAUUGAGUGCAAACUGCAAAGGGCUUUACAGUACAAUUAAGAGUAUACACAUAUUUAUUAUCCAGCAGUAGGGGACAUCCUGAUGAGCAUGAUGUACACUUCAACUGACGCAGUCUUCGAUGACCAGCAAGACGACACACGGUUAGCGUAUCGUCACCUUCUAGUUUCAUUGGAUAAUGAACUUGGUUCAGAAGAGUGUCGCAAACUCUGCUUCCUAGCAGUUGAUCUCGGAAUGUCCAAAUCCCAAACUGAGCGAGUCCAACAGGCCAUUGACGUAUUCACUGAACUUGAAAGUCGGUUGUUAAUUUCAGCUAACGAUGUCAGUCUCUUGGUGGAGAUGAUGAACCUGAUUCAUAGGAAAGACUUAAUUGAGAGGAUACAGUCACUCUACAACAAUCGCAUUCCAAUCCCUAGUAAGGGCUUAGGCCACUUUAGCCAAUUCAGGGUCCUGCUUCUGGAGAUAGCAGACGAUACAUCAAGAUCAGAGCUAGAGACAAUGAAGCAUGCUUGCAUAGAUCUCCUUGGAAGGCAGGUCAUUAGUAAACUGAAGGACGCAAUUCAGUUAUUCUUAAUACUUGAAGAGCGGGGGAAGCUAGCACCUACAAACUUGAAAUUCCUGCAUCAACUAUUAACUUUUUGUGACAACAGGAGUAUGCUGGCAAAGCUUAAUACAUUCGCAGCGAAUGAAACACCUAAAAUCCCUACUGAUAGGGAGAUCAUGGAACUGAGUUCUCAAUUAGGGCAAGAGUGGAAAACGCUAGGAACUUACCUCGGACUAUCACAUCACCAAAUAGAUAACAUCAAUCUGGACCAUCGUAGGACACAGGAUAAGAUAGUAGCAAUGCUUACUGCUUGGAGAGAAACAGUUGGAAAAGAGGCUUAUCAAGUUCUGUCUAAAGAGCUCAAGUCUUGUCAUCGAAUGGAUCUGGCCAAAAAAGUUGAAGCACUCGCAGCCAGUAAAGCAUCAGUUCCUGCAAGCGAUGCAGUACCACAACAUGCCCGGUUUCAGCCACAGCCUGUAUACCAGCAACAACAGCCUGUGCCAGUUUGGCCUGUGCAGUAUCAGCCUGUGCAGUAUCAGCCAUCUCAGUUUAGUCCAACCUCACUCAUGGUGCCAGGGGAUUUCUGUGUACCCCCUUCAGUGUCUCCUUCAGUGCACACUGGACUGCCAGAUACAACCCAACAUGGCUACCGGACGGAUCCUGCUGAUGAUGUGCUGGAAUAUUUGAGUCUUCGGCUUGCUGCUGAUUGGCAAAAGCUGGGGAAGUUGUUGGAGAUAGAUGAUGCAACAGUGAUGAUGAUACACAGCAUGUAUCAAGACUCAGCUGAAAAAGCCCUAGAAAUACUGAAAAAAUGGCGGAAUCGACUCCCACUGCAUAAGAAUGCCACCUCUACCCUUGCCUCAAUUCUCAAAGUAAGCGGCUGGCUUGACUUGUCAGAACAUCUCAAAGGUGGAACAGAAUCGGCUGCAAAUGCUCUAGCUGCUCAGAUGCAAGAAAUGGAAACUACAACAUCAUCUGGAUCAACUCCUUUGCUUCAACCAGGUCAAAUGCCUGGAACAAAUCAAGAUAAAACAAGUACGGAGAAUCUGGCAGUACAAUCAGAAGGACUUAAAGAGGGAACUUAUCAACAAACGCCACAUGUACAAGGCUACCGGACGGAUCCUGCUGAUGAUGUGCUGGAAUUUUUGAGUCUUUGGCUUGCUGCUGAUUGGCAAAAGCUGGGGAAGUUGUUGGAGAUAGAUGAUGCAACAAUGAUGAUGAUACACAGCAUGUAUCAAGACUCAGCUGAAAAAGCCCUAGAAAUACUGAAAAAAUGGCGGAAUCGACUCCCACUGCAUAAGAAUGCCACCUCUACCCUUGCCUCAAUUCUCAAAGUAAGCGGCUGGCCUGGCUUGUCAGAACAUCUCAAAGGAACAGAACCGGCUGCAAAUGCUCUAGCUGCUCAGAUGCAAGAAAUGGAAACUACAACAUCAUCUGGAUCAACUCCUUUGCUUCAACCAGGUCAAAUGCCUGGAACAAAUCAAGAUAAAACAAGUACGGAGAAUCUGGCAGUACAAUCAGAAGGACUUAAAGAGGGAACUUAUCAACAAACGCCACAUGUACAAGAUCAUUGUACUGAUGACAAGACACAUACAAACCUAGGUACAAAACCUUCUCAGGAGUCCUAUCCACAAUACACAAUGAACAGAAAUCCACGAGGCCUGUGUAUGAUCAUCAACAAUCAAAACUUUCAUGGAGACAAAAGAUUGAAUGAACGCAAAGGGAGCGACUUGGAUACAGGUAGAUUGCUCUAUUUGUUUGAUAAGCUUCAUUUCAAAGUGGAUGCGAGGACGGACAUGACAUCUUAUGAGAUGCAUAGUUGGUUCAAGGAAGUAAGUCAGAUGGACCAUAGCGAGUAUGACUGCUUUGUUUGUUGCAUCAUGUCCCACGGUGAACUUGGUGCCGUUCAUGGCACUGAUGGUGAGAGUGUUGAGAUACAAGAAAUCCUGGCACUCUUCAAAUCUGUUUCCUGCAAGAGUCUCAACGGUAAACCCAAGUUGUUUUUCAUUCAGGCUUGUCAAGGAACCGUUCACCAGGAAGGGAUAGAAACGGAUGAAGCCCCUGGAUUAGGCACUGGAAUUCAAAAGACACUACCCAAAGAGGCAGACUUCCUUCUCAGCUGUGCAACCGUACCAGGUUAUGUCUCAUAUCGUAGUACAAAAUCAGGUUCGUGGUUUGUGAAUGCUUUGGUUGAUAACAUUGAAAAGUAUCAUGACGAGUUAGAUCUGGUUAGGAUUUUGAUCCAGGUUAACUAUCAAUUGGGUAAUGGCGUAGCAAAAGUAAAACAAGGAUACAUGAAACAGAUAGCAGCACCAAGUUUCACCCUGCGGAAAGACCUUUACCUCCGCUCACUUCCAACCUGAAGUUAGCCAACAGCUGAAAAGAUCAGUAACAUGCUGUCGGCCCUGUAAAUUUUUGCAAUUCUCUACAGCAUCAAGUCUGAUAACAUGUUUAUAACACUUAAAUUCACAGACCCUUAAGGACACUGGACACUAUUGGUAAUUGUUAAAGACCAGUCCACUCACAUGCAACAUAUGCAUAAAAUAACAAACC
Messenger RNA from Asterias rubens (European starfish), 3344 nucleotides. RefSeq lists its product as uncharacterized. Gene Ontology annotation, biological process: proteolysis; regulation of apoptotic process; signal transduction. NCBI's taxonomy places the organism in Eukaryota, Metazoa, Echinodermata, Asteroidea, Forcipulatida, Asteriidae. Gene Ontology annotation, molecular function: protein binding; cysteine-type endopeptidase activity. The transcript has 14 exons. The coding region runs from base 332 to 3154 and encodes 940 amino acids. The record is from RefSeq and is a predicted model, not a curated record.